AUGUUUCACCUUGUUAUUCUUCCUCCUUGGCUGCCACAGUAUGAUGAUGAAGACGUAUUGGAUGGCGACUGGCCUCUAGAACGCACGCUUCACCGAUUCGUUCAAGAAGCCCUUGAGUCGUUCAUACAAAAAGGUUCGCCGGAAAAUAAAGAACCCUGGAAUGUUUUGAUGACCAUGUUGAAAAAUUGGGAAGAAGUGGACAAGCAAUGUGUUGUGUGCCAAGAGACCCUUGCUCGGAUCAUAUCAGGUCUCAAAAAAAACGGGGCGGCUGCUCUAUACAUUCGGGCUCAGAACUGUGGCUGGGUGGCAUACUACGAUAAAGGCUGCGACAAAGUCAUCGUGGAUUCAUUUGAAGCAUCACCUCGCGCAAAGGACGUGAUUUCUGCGCCGGGAAGCCUUGUUCGCCAGUUCCCAGGGGGAAGUGUAGCCAUCCCAGGUAGCAUGGUGGAGGAUGCUAGGUUUUGCAUGGAACUUUCAAGAAAUCUAGCACGCCUAUCGACUGAAGACGUGGAAGAAAUGAUGCCUAAGUCUUCCAAAGCCGGAAAAUCAAUUCCUGAAGAGCGGGAUACUACCCACCCGGGCCUCGUCACUGAAGGGUUGAUGACUCAGCUGUUGGCAUUCGGUGAACACAAUGCGGAGCUUUCCUUUGCCAAGAACACGCGAGACGAGGUCAACUGGAGAAGCAGCAAGCUCCCUUGGAGAAGAUCUCCUCAUUGGCUUGUGCUGCGAGUUGCACUCCAGACAGUGCUUCAACGCGCUCUUCCUGAUGGAGACGGUUACAAGCAAUACAAAAACCUUAUGCUAUAUUUUGUAGCUGAGCUGGGGCAUCUCUCUACGCUUGUUCGACCUGUUGUUCCUGCAGAUUAUUUGGAGAUAAUCCGUGCCAAAAUAUGUCGACGCCUCCUAAAGUUGAAGGAAGGAGCCUGCGAUUUUGUUCUGCAACACACGAAGUCGGCAGAAACGAUCAUACAAGCUUCCUUACAGAAUAUUCAGCAGGAAAUCAUCAGGUCAGGUGCGAUGCCGGUACCAAAAGGAUUUGCCUGCACACCAGAAGAUUUGCAGAUGUCGCUCAAGAAUUCCCGAGAAUACUUGAAUUCCGCAAUGUCACGUGUUCCUGCCAAUUUCGAACAAUCAAUUUUCGAUCGACGCCACGAACCACGCAAUAAAAUUAAUAGGGUUGGGCUACCUAUUUUGGAAAGUGGCGAUCUUUUAUCAUUAACAGACUUUGAGUGCUGGGUGAAAAAUGCAAUGGAGACCAAUUCGUAUGCUCGCGAUAGAGAGCCUUCAGAGCAUUUGUGUUGUUUGCUGGGAGACUUGCUUCAAACAUAUUCAGGGCUCGCAGUCGAAGCAUACAGUGACAGCCCAGAUGCUAUGUCCAUCGCAAUUCUCUGUAUAAUGGAGUUGUGGGUCAUCCUUGAUAAGAUGUGCAUUGCCAUCUGUCCACUCUUGGGAACUUAUUCCCCUGAAGUACCAAGCAACAUUCUUGAAUCCUUGCUCUUACCACAACUCUCUGAAAUGCGACGAGCCAAUAAUAUCGAGACCUAUAUCCAUUCCAGAUACCAAGGACGGGCAGCCGGUGCCCCAAGCAUAUUUUCUGACCCCAACUCGCAAGGGUUUGCCGUUUCUUACUUUGACGGUUCUGGAAAACAUCACAGGCUACGUGAGCGUAUAGAGCAACAUGCGCGUGAUAGCAUUGAGAGCAAAAAAAGAGAAUGGACAAACAAGUCUCAACAGCAUGAAGAGCUCCUGCGUCGGGCAGCUCAAACCCCACACAAGUGGGACGUUGAUUCGCGCGGCAUACAAUAUCACUCUGGAUCUUGCCAGUGCUGUUCCAUCGAGAGUCAUGCUAGGAAUCUCAGCAUUGACGUUUACGAAUGGCCACUUCCGAAGAGUGAGGAGAUCCUCAAAACAGUUAUCUUCGAGUUGGAUUGCCCACAAUGGUUUCUGAAGUGGCGCGAUGUCACUUGGAGAUUAGUCCAUGACUUUGGUCGGGUGCAAAUUAAACAAGGACCCAACAUGCAGCAAAAUCUGCUCUCGAUCAACAGCAAAGUCGUGGAAGAGGAGUCACUACAGUAG
Molecule: messenger RNA, 2076 nt
Organism: Penicillium cinerascens
Lineage: Eukaryota; Fungi; Ascomycota; Eurotiomycetes; Eurotiales; Aspergillaceae
Exons: 3
Coding region: 1-2076 (691 amino acids)
Source: RefSeq, a predicted model, not a curated record